UGUAUCUAUAUUCUGAAUCCAGGCUGUGUACAAUUUUGUUGCAUUCAAUAAUAAAGAAAUUAGGGCUAAAAUGAUGAUUAGUUUGUUUACGACACAUAAUUCAGGCUCGAACUGGUUGAGAACCGUUAUUUAUAUUCAAUCUCGUAAAUUUUGAGUUAUGUGACUGGGAUCAGGAAUUUUAAAAUUUUCGGAAUAAUGUAUAUGAAAAGUGCGGGUAACACUAUAUCUAAAAUCUAUCAAGAUCGGGGAGGGGAAUUUUAGAAUUUUCGGAAUAACGUAUGCAAAAAGUGUAGAAAUUAAUUUGAAUUUCGUGAUAGCCUGAGAUGAAAUUAUGGCAAUCAAUUGUUGGCGCCUGAAGGCUUGGUAGUUGGAUUUUAUUGGGGGCGCUAGCAUGAACAUUGUCAGGGGUGUUGUUCACCUUGUUCGAAGGUGGUCUGUCGGUAACACUCCAGAGUCUGGAGUAGUGUCAUCACCGGAGAGGUUUUCGCUUCCUUGUCUACAAAUCAGAUUCAGUGAGAUUGGUGAUGAGGCAAUUCUGAAUACACUUUGGGGAAAGUACAUUGAUGCCUUUGAUAAGGUGGAAAGACAAAAAUCAUUUGUUAUGUUUUUGGAGCAGUUCUUGAUUGUGCACAAGAACUGGAAGCCUGUAGAUCCAGGGCAAUCUACAGAGGCUGCUGCAUCUGCCUUCCUGCCAGUGGAAUGUUCACAAAAUGAUGAUGUGAUGUUUGGCUGUUCUGCUGGUCACCCUGCUGAAAUAACUCUAGCCUUAACCGAAGAAAUCUCACAUAUAACUGCCAUGGUCUCUCAGUUUACACACUCGGACAUGAGUGGGGUGAUAUCAACCACAGAACGGUUGGGGACUGAUACAAGUGUAACCCUAACAUCUGAAGAGCUGGCCAUUUUGGAUGCUCUGGCCAUUGUAACUCGGUCAGUGCAUAAUUGCAACGUCUUUGGUUACUAUGGAGGGAUUGAAAAAGUCACAACAUUAUUGAAAGCGGGUGUUAUGCAACUUAAUACAAUCACCGAUGCGCUUCCAGAUGAUGAAAGUUCAUCAAACUCAAUCAUAGAAAAGAUUGCCGUUCUGCAAAAUCUACUUAGACGUGCCGUUUUAAUAAUUUGUAGCUUCAUCAAUCUACAUCCAAAUGUUUACGAAAUCUCCCAACCAUACUUUAGCUUCUCAAAGUUGAGUUUUCCAGAGGGUGGUUCAAAUAUUUUCGAAUAUCCUGGUGGGACAACAGCUUCUUCUGAAGCAUGGGUAGUUUGGCAUCAAAAGUCAGUUGUUUCAGUAAUAGAAGCUGGCGGCUUUAAUUGGUUAGUAGAGCUUUUGCUUGUAAUGCGGAGGUUGAGUAUAAAAGAACAACAAUUAGACAUGACCCUCCAUUACUUGACUCUAACAAGUCUUCGAUCGGCAUUAAGAAAUAAUCCCCAUGGUCAAAAUCAUUUUCGAAGUAUUGGUGGACUUGAAGUUCUAUUGGACGGACUUGAAUUUCCAUCAAUUGACAUAUUGGAAUCAAAGAAUUCAUCUUUUUCUACCAAGGAAAGUGGGGAGAAUGCUUCUGUGGGCAUCUUGCUGCUCCAUGUUCUUUCUUUUAAGGUUCUCAGAGAGUCUGUUUUUGGAAAUUCGAACAGUUUUCAGUUCUUAUGUGAGAACGGAAGAAUCCACAAAUUUGCAAACAGCUUUUGUGCACUUGCGUUCUUGCUUAAGGAAUACAAGCAGAAGCAGAAAAAACAGCAGAGAAAGGAAAUGUCUGUUCAGGAAAAUUUAUGUAUGCUACUUUUAGAUACCAAACAUGAUGAUAAUACAGAAAUCCAUGGUUACUGGAAUGAUUAUGUUGUCAAGUUAAGCAAAGUCCUCUUUUCGUUUCUGCUUGAUUUGGAAGAUAUAUACACUGAUGAUUUUCGAUCAUCUGCUGGUGAAAUUACCUUGCCAGUUUCUUCUGUGUAUGGUGAACUUUCGGCAAAGUGGAUCAUGCGAGUUCUUUUUACUGUAUUUCCGUGUGUGGAGGCGUGUUCUAACCAAAAUCACCUACCUAAAUAUUUAAGGUUGUUUGUCUAUGUAUUACAGCACCAUUUUCUCUUUGUCUUGAGAAAGGUUCUUAUAUCAUCACCUUCACUACUGGAUGUAUUUCGGUCAGUGGGCUUGUGGGAUUUUAUCUUUUCAGAAAAUUAUUUUUACUUUGGUUCAGUUUUAGACGACUUUGCAGCAAAUUAUAACGCAUCUAGUGGGAUUCGUUGCUGGAAUUACGAAUAUAAAUUCGAUUCCAACCUUACUGACCAUCAAGUAAACAAGAAUAUGAUCGAAAAUCUUCGAAUUGAAGUUUUUUCUUUAAUGGAGUUUGCCGCAACUUUAACUGGAAAUGUACAUAAUUUGCCGGAAUGUUCAGUUUUGCUCAACUCCCUUGAACAUUCUUCGUGUGAUCCUGGACUUACUGGUUCUAUUGCAAGAUGCCUAUUUCAAAUUUAUCAGAGUUCAGCUGAAAAAACUGCCGCCUCUUUCAAGACUCUUGAUGCGGUUCCGCGGCUGCUUAAAGUUGCUUGUAUACAGGUCUGUGAAUCCAGAAGGCCAGACUGUAAUUAUGCAGCAUCUAGAGGAUUUGGAAAUCCUACUUCACAAGUAGUAGUGCAAAAUUGGCAUGCAAGCUUGGAAACAUGUAUGGAGCUCUUUGGGAAGUACUUCUCAGCCACAGAAGAUGCAAGAAGUUUAAUUUUGUGUAGCUCUAGUUGUAUUGAUUGCCUCUUUGAAUUAUUCUGGGAAGAAAAUUUGAGAGAUCGUGUGCUUGCUUAUGUUCUUGACCUUAUGAAGAUCAUUCCCUUUGCAAAUAAAGACCAAACUGCCGAGUUGUACUUAUGCUCCAAGUAUUUAGAAACAUUUACCCAUGUGAAGGAACGGGAGAGAAGCUGUUCAGAAUUGUUGAUCAAUUUAUUGCUUGGUUUGAUGGAUGUGCUCCAAUUGAACAAAAGGUAUUAUCAGGCUUUGUUUCGUGAUUGUGAGUGCUUUUUACAUAUCUUAUCCCUGUUGAAUGGAAACCUCAAGGGGGAAAAUAAUGAGAAGCUGGCUUUAAGUGUUCUUGAAACUCUGACCUCCCUGCUUACAAACAAUGAUGCCUCAAAGGAUGCAUUUAGAGCUCUGGUAGGCAAGGGUUAUCUUACUUUGCAGAGUUUGCUAUUGGACUUUUGUCAACGGCGGCCUAGUCAAGGUCUUUUAUAUGCUUUGCUCGACAUGCUUGUUGAUGGAAAGUUUGAUAUGAAAACAAAUUCCGUCAUUAAGAAUGAAGAUGUGAUCCUACUGUAUCUGAGGGUUUUGCAGAAGAGCAGUCAUGCCUCACGCUAUCAUGGACUCGAAUUGUUUCUUCAAUUGCUCAAAGAGUCGAUAUCCAAUCGAGCUUCAUGUGUCAAAGCAGGAACACUUAACUUUCUUAUUGAUUGGUUUUCUCAAGAAGAAGAUGACGGCAUGAUCCUGAGACUGGCACAACUCAUUAAGAUUACUGGUGGCCACAGUAUAUCUGGAAAGGAUAUACGUAAAAUAUUCACUCUUCUUCGUAGUGAGAAAGUAGGCAUUGGGGAGCAGUACAGUUCACUAUUAUUGCCCAGCAUUUUAUCCAUGCUGAAUGAAAAAGGACCAACAGCUUUUUUUGAUCUUAGUGGCAACAAUUCUGGGAUAAUAAUUAAAACUCCUGUGCAUUGGCCUUUAUAUAAGGGAUUUUCAUUUUCUUGUUGGCUUAGGGUAGAAAAAUUCCCAAGUAAUAGUACAAUGGGGCUGUUCAGUUUUCUCACAGAAAAUGGAAGAGGCUGUCUGGCUACUGUGACAAAAGGCAAGCUGCUUUAUGAGUCCGUAAACCAGAAACGAAAAUCUGUUUCUCUGAAUCUUAAUCUCUUUACAAAAAAAUGGCAGUUUCUCUGUUUAACCCAUAGCAUAGGGAGAGCCUUUUCAGGGGGUAGCCAAGUGAGGUGUUAUGUUGAUGGAGUCCUUGUAUCAUCAGAGAAAUGCAGCUAUGCAAAAAUUAAUGACACUCUAACGAGUUCCUCAAUUGGCACAAAGGUAGAUCUGCAUUCAAAUGAUGAUGAAAAUACCGUAGCCUGCAUCAAUGAGUCAUCUCCUUUUUUGGGUCAAAUCGGUCCAAUAUAUAUGUUCAACGAGCCACUUAGUCCUGAACAAGUGAAGGGAAUGUAUGUCUUAGGACCAAGUUAUAUGUACUCAUUCCUUGACAAUGAAAAGGCAUUUCAAUCAGAUAAUCCGGUGCCUGGAAGGAUAUUUGAUGCUCGAGACGGCCUAGCAUCAAAAUUAACUUUUGGAAUUAAUGCCCAGGCUUGUAAUGGUAGAACACUAUUCAAUGUUUCACCUAUGAUGGGACAUGGCAUAGUCAGGACAUCAUUUGAAGCAACUGUCAUGUCUGGUACACAGUUAUGUUCGCGGAAGUUGUUGCAGCAGAUCAUAUAUUGCGUUGGGGGAGUGUCUGUGUUUUUCCCUCUUUUUACUCGUUUUGAGUUGUAUAAAAUUGAAGAAAGUGAAGUAGUGGGACAUAGUUUCUUAAUUCCUACCAGAAAACAACGUCUAACUGCCGAAUUUAUCAAACUUAUUGCUUCUGUCCUAGAUGAAAAUUUAGUUAACCAACAACAGAUGCUUCAUCUUUCUGGGUUUUCAAUUCUGGGAUUCUUGUUGCAGUCGGUUCCUCCCCAAAAACUUAAUUUGGAAAUGCUCUCAGCUCUAAAAUAUAUGUACAACGUUGUUGCAAAUUGUGGUUUGUCUGAGAUGCUUACAAAAGAUGCCAUCUCUAGUAUAUUUCUUAAUCCCGUCAUAUGGGUCUACACAGUUUACAAUGUGCAACGUGAAGUAUACACGUUUCUCAUCCAACAAUUUGAUAAUGACCCAAGAUUGCUUCAGAGUUUAUGUCAUCUUCCUCGUAUUCUUGAUAUAAUACGCCAUUUUUACUCGGAUGAUCCAAAAUUUCAAUCUAUUGUAGGAGUGGGAGGUAAACCCUUUCUUCAUCCAAUGACAAACCAGGUUGUUGGGAAAAGACCAAGUAAAGAAAAACACCAUAGAAUCCGUCUUCUUCUACUAAGUCUUGGUGAGAUGAGUUUAAGGCAGAGCAUUGCAGUAACAGAUAUAGAUGCCCUCAUAGCUUUUUUCGAGACUAGUCAAGAUAUGGGUUGUAUUGAAGAUGUUUUACAUAUGCUUAUUCGUGCUGUUGACCAGAACCAAUUAUUUGCCUCAUUUCUGGAACAAAUCAAUUUAAUUGGUGGUUGUCACGUUUUCGUCAAUCUUCUGGAGAGGGAUUAUGAGCCCAUCAGAUUGCUUGCCUUGCAGUUUAUGGGAAAACUUUUGGUUGGUAUUUAUUCCCAUAAAACAGCAUUGAAAUUCUUUAGCGCAACUACGGGAAGAUCAAAAUCUCUUUCAGACAGACAUAGAAAGCUUGGUCUGCAGAUGCUACCUAUAUUUUCUGUCAUAUCAGAUAAGCUAUUUAGGUUUCCUCAAACAAAUAACCUUUGUACAGCAUUAUUUGAUACUCUACUUGGUGGUGCUGGUCCCGAACAGGUUUUGGAUAAACAAGAUCAGUUUGAGAAGCAGAGAGGCAGGUUGAAAAAACCACAGAUCUUUCUUCCUCAAAUCUUGCCUCUCAUAUUCAGAUUCUUUUCAGGCUGCAAGUCUGUAACCAAAAGAAUAAAUAUCAUUAAAGAUAUACUUGACAUUCUUGAUACCAGUUCUUCAAAUGUCGAAGCUUUUUUGGAUUAUGGAUGGAAUGCAUGGUUAGCAGCUUCAGUGAAGUUUGAUGUGCUAAAAAAUUAUAAAAGGGAGUCACAAGUUCAAGUAGUCAGUGAAAUGAGUGAGCAAACUCUUUUCAGGAAGCUCUUUUGUGUCGUCCUUCGUCAUUGUAUGCAGUCUAUUAAAGGGGGGUGGCAACAUUUAGAAGAGACAGCAAUUUUUUUACUUAUGCAUCGUGAACAAGAUGGCAUUUCAUAUCAGUACCUCCUCCGUGAUAUAUAUGAGGAUUUAGUUCAGAGGUUGGUAGAAUUAUCUUCUGAGGAGAACAUUUUUUUUGCGCAACCAUGUCGGGACAACAUCCUGUACCUCUUGAAACUGGUUGAUGAUUUGCUGAUCUCUGAAAUUGAUGCUAAGCUUCCGUUUCCUGCUGGCUUGGCCGAAUUUUCGACAGACUCCCUAGAAUUAGAUAGUCACAUGGAUCUGGGUUCUGCUUUGUAUGAGGCUUUAAAUGGAGAAUAUGAUGACCAACAAGGCAGUAAUGCUAUGGGACAUGCCACUUCUGAAAAUAAUAUGAUUGAGGAAGAGCGGUGGACAAUAUAUGACAAGCUUUGGAUAAUUAUUAGAGAGAUGCAUGGCAAAGGGUCAAGAAAGUUACGAAAAUUAUCUUCAGGUGUCGGAGCAUCAUUUGGCCAGAGAGCGCGUGGUUUGGUAGAAUCCCUAAAUAUUCCUGCUGCCGAGAUGGCUUCAGCCGUUGUGUCAGGAGGAAUUAGCAAUGCUCUGGUUGGAAAAACAAAUAAACCAGUAGAUAAAGCCAUGCUAUUAAGGGGGGAAAAUUGCCCAAGAAUCACAUACCGAUUACUGGUCUUAUAUCUGUGCGAAUCUUCUCUAGCAAGAUGUUCUCAAUGUGUACAGCUGGUUAUUCCUCUUCUGCCCAAUCUUCUGACGGUCAUUGAUGAGCAGAGUAAAAGCAGACUGCAACUUUUCAUUUGGUCAUUGCUAAUUAUCAGGAAAAAAUAUGGGAUGCUCGAUGCUGGGGCUCGGCUUUAUAAAAUUUCACACCUACUUCAAGAAACGAUUAAAUAUGGGAGAUCUUUGCUAGUCACCACUCUCUCUGGCAGAGAUGAUUUAUCAGAUUUAAGCAGUGAUCUAGGAGACAGUGGAGCAAUUUAUAAUCUUAUCCAGAAGGAUCGAGUGCUUGCCGCGGCUUGGAGAACAUCUACAAUUUUGGUCUGUAAAGUGACACGAAUUUUUUAUCAGGUUUCCGAUGAAGUAAAAUAUGUGAAGACUUCAAAAACUGAUCAAGCCAGACAGUUGCAUGAGCUCCGCACAAGAAUCAAUGAAAAUAUGUUAUCUGAUGUAAGCCAUACAAAAUCUUUCGAAGAUGAGAUGCAGAAUAGUUUAAAUAAAGCUCUUGCUUCAGAUAAUAGUAGAAGAGAUUCCUUUCAGCUAGCUUAUGAUGAAGAGCAACAAAUCGUUUCUGACAAAUGGAUGCACACACUUCGUACUUUAAUUGAUGAGAGGGGUCCAUGGUCCGCUAUGCCCUUUCCAAAUAGCAGCAUACUACACUGGAAACUUGACAAGACAGAGGAUGCAUGGCGGCGUAGGCAAAAGUUGAGGCAGAAUUAUUAUUUUGAUAAAAAGCUUUGCUAUCCCCACUCCAGUAUACCAAGCACUGAGGGAACUGAUCGUGUUGAUGAAAGCAAAUUUGGUAUCGGAUCACAUAUUCCCGAGAAAAUGAAGCAGUUUCUACUGAAAGGAAUUCGUCAAAUAACCGAGGAAGGGCCAUCUGAAACAAUUGAAAACGAAUCUGAAUCUUUUUUGCUGAAAGCAUCUGCUUCUGAGGAUCAUUUAGAUGAAAGACAUUUUGAGGCACAUAUAGACAGCAGCAAUCUGAAGGAUUAUGCUUUUGGCAAAAAAGAGCCUUCCUUACGAGCAACAGAGGCAGAACCUAGUAAGGUUUUAAUGUCUGUACCCUCUGUGCUUAUAACUCCAAGGAGAAAAUUAGCUGGUAAUCUGGCAGUAAUGAAAAAUUUCUUGCAUUUUUUUGGCGAGUUUUUAGUGGAAGGGACAGGAGGGUCAUCUAUUUUCGAGAAUUUGAACACAUCAGAAAAUUUUUGUGCGAACAAGCCUGACCAGAUGAGGGUAAAACGAAAGUUUCUUAUUAGUUUAGAUAUGGAUUCUGAGAGAGGCAAUGACAUUAAUAGUCUGAAUGCCACUCAUGGCAGUGGUCUUGAGAAACAGGCCAAAACUAUAAAGCGUCACAGAAGAUGGAACGUUUCCAAGAUAAAGGCUGUACACUGGACUCGGUAUUUGCUUAGAUACAGCGCAAUAGAGAUUUUCUUCGACAAUCCGGUUGCUCCUGUUUUUUUAAACUUUGCAUCAAAGAAGGAUGCAAAAGAUAUUGGAACCUUGAUAGUUGCCACAAGGAAUGAAUCUAUGUUUCCAAAAGGGUAUAAAGAUAAGAAUAGAGUAAUAUCCUUUGUUGAUAGACGUGUAGCAAUGGAUAUGGCAGAAACUUAUAGUGAGAGCUGGAGGAGAAGGGAUAUUACCAAUUUUGAGUAUUUAAUGAGGCUCAAUACCCUUGCUGGAAGGACUUACAAUGACUUGACUCAGUAUCCUGUUUUUCCAUGGGUACUUGCUGACUAUUCCUCUGACAGUCUUGAUUUCAGCAAGUCAUCAACUUUUCGGGAUCUUACAAAACCUGUUGGGGCACUGGAUCCAAAACGGUUUCGGGUUUUCGAGGACAGAUAUCAUAGCUUUUCUGAUCCUGAUAUUCCCAAUUUCUAUUAUGGAUCUCACUACUCCAGCAUGGGGAUUGUGUUAUUUUAUCUUCUUCGGUUGGAGCCGUUUACAUCUCUUAACCGCAGUUUGCAGGGCGGGAAAUUUGACCAUGCGGACCGCCUUUUUCAAAGCAUUGAAGCGACUUAUAGGAACUGCCUCUCUAAUACAAGCGAUGUGAAAGAGUUGGUUCCUGAAUUCUUUUAUAUGCCUGAAUUUCUUCUCAAUUUGAACUCUUAUCAUUUUGGAGUGAAGCAAGACGGCAAACCAUUAUCAGAUGUUUGCCUCCCUCCUUGGGCCAAGGGCUCGCCUGAAGAGUUUAUAAGCAAAAAUCGAGAGGCCCUUGAAAGUGAAUAUGUUAGCUCACAUCUUCAUCACUGGAUUGAUCUAGUAUUUGGUUACAAGCAGCGUGGAAAAGCAGCUGUAGAGGCUGCAAAUAUAUUCUACUAUUUAACUUAUGAAGGAACCGUUGAUCUGGACACAGUGGAGGAUGAGUUGCAACGAUUAGCUAUAGAAGAUCAAAUUGCGAAUUUUGGUCAAACUCCAAUACAAAUAUUCCGCAAAAAGCACCCAAGAAGAGGGCCACCGAUUCCAAUUGCUCACCCUUUACGCUUUGCCCCUGGUUCUAUUAAUUUGACUUCCAUUGUGUCAAGUAGAAGUGAUACAACAUCAGCUGUUGUGCAUGUUGAUGUCCUUGACUCUAACCUUCUUCUCGUGAACCAGGGCCUAAUCAUGUCUGUCAAGAUAUGGUUAACACCCCAACUGCAAUCAGCUGGGAACUUCACUCUCUCUGGCACACAGGAUCCCAUAUUCAGAAUCGGUUCAGAUAUCCUCUCUUCUCGUAAAAUUGGUAGCCCUUUGGCUGAAUAUAUUGAACUGGGAGCACAAUGCUUUGCGACCUUGCAGACGAUACCUGAAAAUUUUCUAAUUACAUGCGGGAACUGGGAAAAUAGCUUUCAGGUCAUAUCUCUAUUUGAUGGAAGGAUGGUGCAAAGCAUUAGACAACAUAAAGAUGUUGUAAGCUGUGUUGCAGUGACUUCUAAUGGAAGCAUCCUUGCUACUGGGAGUUACGAUACGACGGUUAUGGUUUGGGAUGUUGUUCGGGCAAGGACACCGGAAAGGAGAAUUCAACGCAAAGACCAUGUCAUUGCUGGAACGCCCUUUCACAUUUUGUGCGGGCAUGAUGAUGUGAUCACUUGCUUAUAUGUAAGUUCAGAACUUGACGCUGUCAUAAGUGGAUCUAAAGACGGAACAUGUAUUGUCCAUACCCUGAGAGAUGGACGAUAUGUAAGAUCUCUUCGGCAUCCUUCUGGUAUCCCAGUGUCAAAGCUCGUCGCUUCUCAUCAUGGACGGAUAGUAUUUUACGCUGAUGAGGAUCUCAGUCUACACCUGUAUUCUAUUAACGGAAAGCAGCUAGCUACAGCUGAAUGCAAUGGCCGACUACAUUGCAUCAAACUGAGUAGUUGCGGAGAGUUUAUGCUUAGUGCAGGAGACCAGGGGCAGAUUGUGGUACGCUCUAUGAAGUCACUGGAGGUUAUUCAAAGGUAUAAUGGUGUCGGAAAGGUAAUAACUGCGUUAACUGUGACACCGGAGGAAUGUUUCUUGGCUGGUACCAAUGACGGAACCCUCCUGGUGUACUCGAUGCAAAAUGCGCAACACUACAGGGGUAGUGUCCAUCGGAAUCAGAAAUUUGGAUGUUAAGUUUAAGUACCACACUCGCAGGUGCUUCAACAGUGGCAGAUCACUGAUUUUACAAAUGCUACUAGGCAGAAUCUUCUGAAAACAAAAGGUUGUUUUACUCCGACAGGAUUUCACGGAUGCUCCAUAGACAGAAUCUUCUGAAAAUAAAUAGUUGUUUUACACAACGGGAUAAAUGAGUUGCUGCCGGUAAGAUGUGUACUAUCAGCUAUUUCGUUUCGUGGCUGGAAGUCCGACUAUAUAAAUCAUAUAGUAGUACUAAUAUUUUGCAGAAACUAAAGAAAUAACAGUUUUGAAUAUAAAUUAGUUCUAAAAAAUUAUUUAGAGAAAUUUGAAAUAUCUUUUUCAAUUAAA
Messenger RNA from Daucus carota subsp. sativus, 10531 nucleotides. Its product is annotated as BEACH domain-containing protein B. Gene Ontology annotation, molecular function: protein binding. Bases 392 to 10180 code for a protein of 3262 amino acids. The transcript is spliced from 41 exons. Lineage: Eukaryota; Viridiplantae; Streptophyta; Magnoliopsida; Apiales; Apiaceae. The record is from RefSeq and is a predicted model, not a curated record.